Dreissena polymorpha is the source of this 1353-nucleotide messenger RNA. RefSeq lists its product as uncharacterized. Lineage: Eukaryota; Metazoa; Mollusca; Bivalvia; Myida; Dreissenidae. The coding region runs from base 490 to 1353 and encodes 287 amino acids. The transcript is spliced from 9 exons. The record is from RefSeq and is a predicted model, not a curated record.
ACAUGUAAAACCACGUGACCAUUGCAUCAUUGUAUACAAGCCAUUUGCAAUGGAGAAACCGCGUCUAGGUAGGCCUCCAACAUUAACGCAAUCAGCUCGUAAACGACAAAGAAAAGCAUCGUACGACAAAAAGAAGGCCAGAACUAUCGAUCUGGGAAAUUCGCUCGAGGCAUGGACUCGCCUGAAGAAUGAAAAUAAAUGCACAGACUCGGAGUUGGUGAAAAUGCUCAUCGCAUCACAUGCAAAAACAACCGUCUCGGCCAAAGAAAAUCCGAACAGAAGUGGGGAAAGAGCUUUCAUAAGAGUGAAUAAUCCAGAUCCCCCGUCCAGUCCAGAUGCAGGUGCCAUCCGUGAUAGUAAGGACGCAACUUUACAAUUUGAGGAAGACCUUGACAGUUCCUUUGCACAUAUAUUUGUGAUUGUGCGAAGACGGUGAAGUCUUGGGCAAGCCAGCCAGCAUUGCGUUACGGCUCUUUUCUGGGCAAUUUUAUGCUCAUGGCAUCAACAAUUUUGUCUGGCAACAACUAUCAAAAAGUUGCACUGCUGGCCAAGUUCAUAAAUCUUGGUCUCCGUCAUAGAACAACCUUCCAAAAGAUCCAGGGACAUUUUGUCGCUCCUACAGUUGAGCAGUACUGGAGUAAUAUUCAAGCCUCAGCCAUUGAAGAGACCAGAGCAACAAAUGUAGUCAUUUCAGGUGAUGGACGCAUGGGCAGCCCUGGCCAUUGUGCUAAGUUCUGCACAUACACCUGCAUGAACCAGCAGCCAAAAGGGAUCCUUGCCAUGGAGGUGGUUGACAAAAGGGAAUGCCAGCUUAAGUCUACAGUGAUGGAAACAUUUGCCUUCAAGAAAGCGUUUUCGGGGUUGUUGAAGGAGGGGGUGCAAGUGGUGGAGGUCGUAACUGAUGCCCAUUCUCAAAUCUCGUCACUCAUGAAGAAAGAACAUGGCAAGAUUAAACAUAGUUGGGGCAUGUGGAAUGGUGCGAAGAAUCUCGGAAAAAAGCUAUUUGCAGUUGCUCAAGAGAGAGGGAAUGAGUCGCUAAGACCAUGGGUAGAGCCUGUUGUCAACCAUUUCUACCAUGCAGCAGAAACAUGCGAAGGGGAUGCUCUGAAACUAAGUAUGAAGAUGGUAGCAGUCCUCAACCAUACUGCCAAUGUCCACAGAUGGAUACUCGGUGAAUGUGACCAUGAAGAUCAUGAUGAGGAUCAAGACAGGGGAAAUAAGCAAUGGCUGGAUCCAACAGGACAUGAGAUAGUGGCCCUGGAGAAAGUUGUACGUGACACAAGAUUCCUUGGAAAUCUUCACCACUACACCACAUGCCAGUAUGUAUCUGCUUCGUUAUUAAAAGAGUGCUGA